Messenger RNA from Porites evermanni, 995 nucleotides. Lineage: Eukaryota; Metazoa; Cnidaria; Anthozoa; Scleractinia; Poritidae. The record is from the annotation of a GenBank genome assembly.
AUGAAGAGCAUUUUCGUUUGGGCCUGCCUGAUAACUGUUCUUUUUCAGCCUGGUGUGUCAGAUAUAUACUUGCAUUGUCCACCAGGAUCCAACAAUCGACUGAGCGGUGAAGGUGCAGCAGUCACGAAUGCCAACAGACUGUUUGAUUCACAGGUAGAUGGAACUGCAGUGUUUAUCCUCAUGAUGCUGCGAAUAACUUGAAGCGAUUUCUUAUUACUCACCCUCCGCGCUGAGGGUCACUCAUCCUCUAACAGGCAAUUUAUGUACGGUUUCGCUGGUUUGCCUCUCCCUUUGAUGCCAUGUAAUAGCAGUACCUAAACAGGAUGUGGUUGACACAUUCUCACCAUUCGCCCCUAGAAAUACCUCUAAAAUUCCUUAUAUUCGGCUACAAAAAAAUCCCUUCAAUGCCGUCCCGACAUCAUGAUUACAAAAUUACGCAGUCACACCCUAUUUAUUGUUUCUCAGAGAAAUUUAUAAGUUUGGCAUGCCUAUAAUAUUUAGAAUCACGUUUACGGCAAACAGCAAACCUUAAUUGUACCACGUGACCAAGUUUUUCCUUAACUUGUGCUUUACUGUUCAUUACUUCUACCCCUACAUUAGUAGCUUCACGUUGCGUUUGUCUAUAACAAUUGUUUUUAACUGGCUUUAGCUGCACGUUUUCUAUUUUGAGAAAUUCUCAAUGAACUUGAAUCUGACGUUUGCCGUUUGCCGUAAACGUCACUCUAAAUCUCUCAAAUAGCAAGGGCUAAACUAUGGCGGGACAUGUUUACGGAGCGAAUUACAAUAGUGAAAGAAGAAAAAGAAAAAUUAUAGAGCCGGGAAAUUUUUAGAGAAAACAAAACCAAUGUAAUGACUUUACCUAAACAUUGAACAAUGAUGUAAAUCUUAUCAUUUUCAUUUCCUUUACGUAGAAUAAUGGCAACGCUGGAUACAACGUUGGGGACAAGCUGGGUAGUAAGAAAACCCCCCUUCCAGAGACUGAUCAACUACCACAG